Messenger RNA from Racocetra persica, 302 nucleotides. Lineage: Eukaryota; Fungi; Glomeromycota; Glomeromycetes; Diversisporales; Gigasporaceae. The record is from the annotation of a GenBank genome assembly.
AAGGUUUUGAAGAAUUUGAUAAAACUUUUGAAAAGAUUGAUGUGGAUGAUGAAUUAAAACUCUUAGAAUUAAUUAACGAUUUACCAACAAAUGAAACAAAUGAUCAUCUUACUGCAUUUGACUAUAUCCAUGCUGAGAAUGAAGAAGUUAAUGAAGGUCUUACUGAAGAAGAGAUCUUGGAAAUUGUUAAAAGUAAAGAUAAGGAGGAGGAAGAGGAAGAACAGAGAGAGGACCUUGUUGAAGAAGGACCAGAAUUCAGAAAUGUUGAAGAAGUAAAGGUUUUACGAAAGUUGUACAAGAGA